Molecule: messenger RNA, 2663 nt
Organism: Seriola aureovittata
Lineage: Eukaryota; Metazoa; Chordata; Actinopteri; Carangiformes; Carangidae
Product: cytochrome P450 2K1-like
Exons: 9
Coding region: 59-1576 (505 amino acids)
Biological process (GO): xenobiotic metabolic process
Cellular component (GO): cytoplasm; intracellular membrane-bounded organelle
Molecular function (GO): heme binding; iron ion binding; oxidoreductase activity, acting on paired donors, with incorporation or reduction of molecular oxygen, reduced flavin or flavoprotein as one donor, and incorporation of one atom of oxygen
Source: RefSeq, a predicted model, not a curated record
CUAAAGGCUGAGACCUAUUUGUCAGGACACUAACAGCUUCAGGACACUUUAUUUAAUCAUGGAGAUAUUAGAUCUAUUUCUCCAGACCUUCAGUUCUGUCUCCCUGUUGGGAACUAUAAUGAUCUUGCUGCUCGUCUACCUUGUUUCGACCUUCAGCUUCACCUCCCAGGAGGACAAGAAGGAGCCUCCAGGCCCCAGACCGCUUCCCCUGCUUGGUAACCUGCUGCAGAUGGAUCUCAAGAGGCCCUACGAAACGUUACUGAAGUUUUCCAAGAAAUAUGGAUCAGUGUUCACCAUCUAUUUGGGACCCAAGAAAGUGGUGGUCCUGGCAGGAUACAAGACAGUGAAGGAAGCUCUUGUCAACCACGCUGAAGAGUUCGGAGAACGAGCCCAGAUGCAAAUAAUGAACGAUGUUAGUCAAGGACAUGGGGUUUUAUGGUCCAAUGGAGAAUCAUGGAAAGAAAUGAGGCGCUUUGCUUUGACGAACCUGAGAGAUUAUGGGAUGGGUAAAAAGGCAUGUGAGGACAAAAUCUGUGAGGAAAGUCAGCAACUUACUGAAGUGUUUAAGAAAUUCAAAGGCGAAGCCUUUGAUAUGACCCAACCAAUAAACUAUGCAGUCUCUAAUAUUAUCUGCUCCAUGGUCUAUGGCAGCAGGUUUGAAUAUGAUGACCCAGAAUUUACAUCUCUGGUAGAUCGAACAAACAAAUACACUCUUCUUGUGGGCUCUCCAUCUAUACAGGUGUACAACCUGUUCCCAUGGAUUGGUAGAUGGAUCAGUAACAAGAAGAAAUUCUGCAAAUUGUAUGAAGCCAAUAAGAAAAUGAACUUGGAGCUUGUCAGACGUCUGAAAGAGACCCUCAAUCCACAGAUGUGCAGAGGUUUUGUGGACGCGUUUUUGGUCCGCAAGCAACAUCUGGAGAAAUCUGAGAUUACCAACAGUCACUUCCACAAUGAAAACCUUUUGAUGACAGUUAUUCAACUGUUUGGUGCUGGCACUGAAACAACCUCAACUACAAUCAGAUGGGGGCUCCUAUUUAUGGCUAAAUAUCCAAAAAUCCAAGACCAGGUCCAGGAGGAGCUGAGCAGGGUGAUAGGAAGUCGUCAGGUGCAGGUUGAAGACAGGAAGAACCUGCCCUUCACUGACGCUGUCAUCCAUGAGACACAGAGACUGGCCAACAUCUCCCCCAUGUCACUGCCUCACAAAACGAGCCAAGACAUCACUUUCCAGGGUUACUUCAUCAAGAAGGGGACCACAGUGUAUCCUCUCCUCACAUCUGUCCUGUAUGAUGAAAGUGAGUGGGAGAAACCAUACUCCUUUUAUCCUGCUCACUUCCUGGACAAAGAUGGAAAGUUUGUCAAGCGAGAUGCAUUCCUACCUUUUUCUGCAGGUCGCAGGAUUUGUCUCGGAGAGAGUCUGGCCAGGAUGGAGCUCUUCAUCUUCUUCACCUCCCUCCUACAGCACUUUCGUUUCACUCCUCCGCCCGGACUUUCAGAGGAUGAACUGGAUCUGACUGCACACAUGGGCCUCAGCCUCAGCCCUUCACCUCAUAAACUUUGUGCUGUCCCCUGUAUGUGAUGAGGGGGAGGGCUUAGUAAUGAAAAACCACAAUUGUUUUAAAAGUAGUGAGAAUAUUCAACAGCACUAAUGUAAGUAAAUAGAAUAAAAUUAACAGCUUCUUUAAACUGUCCCAGCAAUGGGCUAAUGUCACUGGCAACAUACUGGGCUUGCAGAGCAGGUAACAGAUUAUAUGUAUCAUGAUCCAAAAUAUGGUUGUCUAGUAACUUGUGAUGCAAAAUGACAAUGUCAUAUGUUGUAUCUCAUGAGAUGUCACUUUCUUUGUACCACAUAGUCUUUAGGAAGUAAAAAUGUGCGUUUAUGAGGUGAGGGUGAUGGUGGCCAAACAAAGCAGAGGAGUUUGAACUUCUAAGAGAAGGCUUCAUGUCUGAUAUAUCAAAUUAUACAAAGCAUGCUUUUAAAUUAUCUUAUGGUUAUUUCCAGUCUUUCCCACACAAGCAUUUAAGGCCUCCAGCAGUCUCCAGGCAGCAUCUUCUCUAGAACCAACUUGAAAAAGGUCACAUGAAUCAGAACAGUUACUAAAUUAAAGGAUCCUUAUCGAUGUCUGUAAGAAAUUCAAAGGUGAAUUUCUUUUUCUUUUCUUAUCAAAUGAGUGAUUAGCUGCCUUUUAAAAUCUGCUUUGAUUUUGAUUUGUUUUCUCUGGUAUAAGGAAAAGCCUUUGAUACAGCCCAACAAAUGAACUAUGCCAUCUCUAAUAUUUUCUUCUCCAUCGUACUGUAUAUGGCAGCAGAUUUGAAUACGAUGACAACAUUAACUUUAGUCAUUUUGUUCAAGAAAUAGUUUAAUUUUUCACUUUUUUUGGAUCGGCAAAUUGGUUGGUGACAGAGAAGAAUACCAAAAGAUUACUGCCCUCAUUGUAAAAGAGAACUUAGCACUGGUCAAUCAUUUAAGAGAGACCCUCAACCAUCAGAUGUGCAGAGGCCUUGUGGAUGCCUCUCUGGUCCGAAAGCAAAAUCUUGAGGUUUGGAAACUUCUAUUCUCUUCUAUUCUAUUCUAAUCUAUCAAAUCUUGAUGUUAAUACAUUCUCAACUGAAAAUACAUGAAAACUUAAUAAAGUGAUAUGAUAACAGUCCUAGGACCAAACAGG